AUGUCCCUAAUACGAGCGCUAGUGAGGCGGCGUUUUGUCAAAAUGAUCAUUUGGAUGGUAGCAAUUUUCCUAGCUAUUAUUUGUAUAAACAGUAUUGUGUAUCUAGACCAAAAUGUGGAAGUUCAUAGUGCCAUGAACGACAGUGAUUCUUCAUUUCCCCUAUAUCUGGUCAAAUGCUUUAUAUUUUCUGCUAUUUCAGAUUCGACAGAGCCGACCAUUGGAGAGGUAGGCCAGUUUUUAAUGGUCAAAAACAAUUUGCCGUUGCAGCUUAAACAGUAUCCACCAACGUCGAAUGAACUAGACGAUGGGAAUUCAACUUUGCCAUCGAAAUACUUUCUUGUCGCGGCUGCCAUGAUGUAUAACAAGGGAGAUUAUAUUACUGAAUGGAUAGAAUUUCAUCUUCUUCAAGGGUUUGACAGAUUUGUUAUAUACGAUCAUAUGGGAACAGACAAUCUAUCGGCAGUUAUCAAUCCUUAUAUUGAAGCAGGAGUCGCCGAAGUGAUUGUAUGGCCAAAAGAGUUUGAAUUGACAGAUCUCCCACCAUUAGGGCCGCGGAUCUGGCCUAGCGAUGACAUAAAGGAAAGCUUUGAAACGUCUUUUAAGCGUGAGUGCUUAGAAAUCAAAGAUUUAUGGCAUAUUCAUGGCGGAUGUCAACGUACCGCCAUGCAAGAUGCUAUUGCAAGAUAUCGAAAUCGCACGGAAUGGAUUACCGUGUUUGAUGUCGACGAGUUUUUUUAUGUUUCAAAAACAGGAAACGAAACAGCAGAUACUGCAAGCAUCACUACAGUUCGGGAUGUUUUGAUGUCUAAAGGAAAGGAUUAUGAUCACAUUAAAGUUCCUGGCAAGAUUUUUGGUACGAGCGGCUUUUUACAUAAGCCUAUUUCGCAGAACGGCUUGCCUAACCGACUUGUUACUGAAGCGUAUCGGUACAGAGUCAACACAGAGACUGGACAAAGACAUGAAGAGUUGUUUAUGGCCGGCAGAUCAUAUUGCGAAAAAUCAUUUGCACGCAUUUCUACCGUUACCAGCACAGUUAUUCAUCAUUUUACAUUUGAUCACUAUGAAAGCGAGGGAAACACAGUGCGGGAACUCACAACUGGCAACGAAUUAAUAGACAUGAAUCAUUAUCAAUAUCUGUCACACUAUCAGCAAAAUUUUAAAGCGUUUGUAAACACUAAUUGGAAUAUUUUUUACUGGAGACCUGUAGAAAUGCUUUUUUGCGAAACGCUCGACUACAGUGUUGGAUAUCUCGUGCCUUUGGUUGACUACAAUUUACGCGUUCGAUAUCACUAUGAUCGAUUGAAAACAAUUGCUCAGAAACAUCAAUUGCAAGACAGUCCCCAUUUUAAAAAUCAUCGUAAUUCAGUUUCUCAAUUCAGUCUUUCAAGAAAACCAUUUGAGUUGUGUAUUGCAUUUACUCAUGUCAAUAAUGAGGCUCAUAAACUUCGACGCGCCAUAAAUACCAUUCUGCACCAUAUGAUAAAUGUCGAACCAGACAUCACAUUUAAAACAGUAUUGGUUAUGAACCAUCAAUCUGCUCCACAGGAGCCAACUAAACUUGAAUUGGAGUAUCUCCACGACAUAGUGUCUUUGUUUGAUGAGAUUGAGGUGCUCCCAAAACUCAGUCCGUGGACUAUUGCAAUGGACAGAGCUACAGAGCGAUGCAAAAGUGCCCAGUACACACUGUUCAUGGAGGACAACUGGGAAACUCGCAUUUACUCGGGGUCUAUAUCCGAUUAUAGUCGUCCUGGUCUCAACUUGCCCAUGAUUCGUCAUGCAAUGCACCUAAUGGAUCACGAAAAAAACAUUCUUGAGGUAUGGCUUGGCGAUACUCCAAUUGACCCACCAGCUUAUGAGCAUGUACGAUCAGGCUGGAUCAAGGCAACAUUUCUUCCAGCUCUUGAUCGCAAUGACUCAAAUUUUCGACUUCUUCAAAAACAAAUCUACGAUGAUAAGCUAAAAAAUGCUGUAUGGAAAGACACGUUUGAUAAUUUUUUGAAAGAAAAGAAAAUCAAGCAACGAUUUAUGCAGUACGCCAAGGAUACUCUUGAUUUAGAACGUCGUGACCAAACGCCUUUUAUUUUGUCCUCUGAAGGAGAUGAAGAUUACUCGGUCGAGCAAAAGCGGGAUUUAAGUCAAGUUGAUCAAGAUUUGGAUGAGUUUGAUUACGAUGAUGCAGUAGUUGAGUCAGACAAGCCAGUCGAGAUCAAAAGUCGCGAACGAUCAGCAAAACUUCUUGCAGACUUUUACAAAUCUGCCAAAUUACGCUUGAAUUGCUUUCCUCAAAUUGAAUGCCCUUCGCGAAUCACCUAUAUUCGAGUACAGGGAAUGCAAGGUGGUAGUGGUUUGUCUGUUGUGCGACUCGGUGGAACAAUCAAAAAUAACCAACGCCUUGCAACGCUUCCAUCGUGGAACAAUAUUGCUGAUAACGCAAAGCAUCAGUCGCCAUUGGUUAUUCAAGAGAUGUACGGACAAGAGGCAAUAUCUCGUGGAUUCAAGAGUGCACAUAUUUGCUUGACAACGCCAGGCUUGCAGGCUGAAUGUAAUCUUGAUCCUGAUUACAUGUCCGACGAGGUUGUUACUGGAAUCAUGUGGCGACAGCGAAUCUUGCUGGACAAGGACCGCACUGGACCUGCAUUUCCCGAUCGUCCUAUGGAUGUCUAA
This is a messenger RNA of Batrachochytrium dendrobatidis JAM81, 2664 nucleotides long. RefSeq lists its product as uncharacterized. Lineage: Eukaryota; Fungi; Chytridiomycota; Chytridiomycetes; Rhizophydiales. The coding region runs from base 1 to 2664 and encodes 887 amino acids. Gene Ontology annotation, cellular component: cytoplasm. Gene Ontology annotation, molecular function: glycosyltransferase activity. The transcript has 6 exons. The record is from RefSeq and is a predicted model, not a curated record.